CCCCUCGCCGGGCCACUAUAAAUGGUCGUGCCCGCGGCCGUGCCGAACUCCUCUUCCGACACGACACGAGUAGUCGCUCGCUGCUCCCCUCGCGCUUCGACCGGCUUCCGGCGGCCAUGGCGAUGAGUGACACCGGCUCGAGCUUCGCGCAGUGGGCCGAGCUCUACCACCACGACCCCACCCCGGGGCUGCCCGCUGCCGCCGAUCCCGUCGCGGCGGGCUGGCCCGACAUGUUCGCGGCAGCCGCGGCGAGCCCGCCGACCUCGGGCGGGUCCGGCGGGAGCCCGACCAAGGCGGCCCAGCAGCAGCUGGGCGUCGACGGGCCCCGUGUCGGGAAGCCGGCGCGGCGGCGGUCCCGCGCGUCGCGGCGCGCGCCCGUGACGCUGCUGAACACGGACACGGCCAACUUCCGCGCCAUGGUGCAGCAGUUCACGGGCAUCCCCGCGCCCCCCGCCGGCGCGUUCGGGGCCCCGGUCAUCAGCUUCGCGGGCGACUACGGCUUCCCGCCGCCCUCGGGCGUCAUGUCCUUCGACCACCUCCACCGGAGCCACCCUGCCCCGCCGGCGCCGCUCCAGGACCAGCUGAUCCGCAGGCAGCAGCAGUACACCGGCGGGGCGUUCGGCUACAGCAGCAGCAGCAGCCUCCUGCACGGCGGCGACCUGUUCGCCUCCCCCCACGGGCUCGCGUCGGCGGCCGAGGACCGGAUGCUCCUGCAGAGCAUCCAGCAGGCGGCGGCCCACCACACGGCGUCCGCCGGUAACGCCAGCUCUAAUGGCUUCUUCGCCUGAGCAAGCAAACCGGUCAAGAUGCCCGCAUCCGCGCGACAUGCAUGGAAGGGAGAUCAGAUCAUGGCUGGAGAGGCGAAGUGAAGGAUUAACAUGAAAAAAAACGAGGUUCAGUCAGAGUCGAUUAGGUUUUUCUUGGCACGUGAUGUUUAGUUUCCUCCUCCGCUUGUUCAAUUAGUUCGUGCGGCUCCGUUGAUCGGCGGCGGAGGUUGUAAAUAUCUUGUUAAUUUUGAUGGUGUAGCUUGUUCUCUUGGUCACUCUCAUGGAGAUUAGUUCUCAUCCAAGAUUUAUC
Panicum hallii is the source of this 1077-nucleotide messenger RNA. RefSeq lists its product as uncharacterized. The record is from RefSeq and is a predicted model, not a curated record. The transcript has a single exon. Bases 117 to 788 code for a protein of 223 amino acids. NCBI's taxonomy places the organism in Eukaryota, Viridiplantae, Streptophyta, Magnoliopsida, Poales, Poaceae.